Molecule: messenger RNA, 2432 nt
Organism: Scatophagus argus
Lineage: Eukaryota; Metazoa; Chordata; Actinopteri; Scatophagidae
Product: olfactory receptor 11A1-like
Exons: 1
Coding region: 684-1610 (308 amino acids)
Biological process (GO): G protein-coupled receptor signaling pathway
Cellular component (GO): membrane
Molecular function (GO): olfactory receptor activity; G protein-coupled receptor activity
Source: RefSeq, a predicted model, not a curated record
GAUGGAUGGAGUUAGUCAGCCCUAUUCUACCUGUGGCUGUAUGUCACAAAAUGACUGUAACUAUAGAUAUCAGCCCUACACAAUUUGUUUGAGGCUAACUAAACGCCUUACUAAACUAAGAUUUUGAGUUGUUUAAAGCUCUGUCAUGUAGACAGAAGGGGCCAAUGAUUGAACCAUGCCCUUCCGACAGGUGGACGACCACUCGACUUCUUGGGCCACAGGUGCACAUUCAUAUAUUUAGCAAGGGUCAUUGUGUUUGGCAAUGUGGUGAGAGCAUUUGCAGGUCAGUGGGCCUUGCAUCAAUCCUGCAAUAGCUCAAAAUGCAAUGUGGUGUUGUUGUGUUGUUCAAGAAGGUAGACAAAAAUGUAAGAACAUACGCCCAUGUAGACAAAGUUUAAGACCUGUGGGCUCAGACCUCUGGAGUCUGACAAAGUUUUUCCUCUUGGUUGAGGAGUUAAUGAGAUCCAUGGAGGGUGAACAAGUCUCAUAAAAUCUUUCCAUUAUGUCAAAGUGUUCACAUUUUCAGAUGCAGAGAUGAACUGAAUUCAUUGGCUGGUCAGGCAUCUGCAAAGGAAUGAGACAAUCAAGCACAUCUUCCUAUUAAGACUUCUUUGCUCUUUUUUCCAUUUAUGUUUUUGAUCUGCCUGUCUUAUUCAUUAAUGAUUUAAUCUCUGACAUUCUUCAUGGAUGAUAAACUUAAUGUGACAUACAUAACUCUUGAUGGAUAUGUGGAAGUUCACAAAUACAGAUAUCUUUAUUUUUUGGUUAUAUUCACAGCUUAUAUUCUAAUAAUCUGCAGUAAUUCUACUGUUGUGUAUCUCAUCUGGAUUCAUCAAAACCUCCAUGAGCCCAUGUACAUUUUCAUUGCAGCUCUGUUAAUCAACUCUCUUCUUUACAGCACUUUGAUCUACCCAAAGCUGUUGAUUGACUUUUUAUCUGAGAAACAGAUCAUAUCUUAUUCAGCCUGCCUCUUUCAGUUUCAUGCAUUUUACUCUUUAAACGGUUCAGAGUUCUUACUGUUGGCAGCCAUGUCUUAUGACAGAUAUGUGUCCAUAUGUAAACCUCUGCAGUAUCCAGCUAUCAUGAGGAAAACAACUGUCAGUAUUUUCCUCAUUUUGGCCUGGCUUCUGCCUGCAUGUCAGAUUGCAGUCCCAGUAAUACUGAGUGCUGACAUGAAACUCUGUAAUUUCACUUUAAAUGGAAUUUUGUGUAACAAUUCAAUGUACAACCUCCACUGUAUCAAAUCAAGAGCACGAUCCAUAUUUGGUGUUGUUGCUUUGCUAAACACUGCACUUCUCCCUUUGCUCUUCAUACUGUUUACAUACACCAGGAUACUGAUAAUAACCUGUCGAAGUAGCAGAGAAGUCAAGACAAAAGCUGCUCAGACCUGUUUACCACACCUGUUGGUUUUAAUCAGCUUUUCCUGUCUGUGUGCAUAUGACGUGACUAUAGUUCGUUUGGAAUCCGAUAUUCCAAAAACGGUGCGUUUAAUAAUUACACUACAAGCAUUCUUGUAUCAUCCCCUCUUUAAUCCAGUCAUAUAUGGACUGAAAAUGAAGGAAAUCUCUAAACACCUGAGGAGGUUGUUCUGUCAAGCCAAAGUGAUCUAGUGUGUUAAAGAGUAACAACAGUAAUGGUGAUGUACAGUCAUUUAUUUUGUAAAAAUAAGGCAGACAUGUGAAUGGCCUUACUUUGAUGUACUUACUACAGCCCUUACUUUGAUGGAUACAGUGUCCUUAAACAGUGUAAUGACUAACUAAUGUGUUGUACUUUUGAAAAUUAUAUUAUUAUUAUUAUUAUAUUAUAUUUUUGUUAACAAAAGUCUGUGUCAGUAAGUCAUUGACAAUCUAUCCACUGAAGUGGGCGCUUGUCAUUUUGACGUUCUCGUCCUUGUGUCAAGGUUUUCUGCUGUCUUGAUAGAGAAGCUACGCAGGGUUUGACACUGUUGCUUUGUGUGUUAAUGGGUUACAUAAAUGUGAGAUUUGGAUGCACUGUCGAAAUAUUUUCAGCCACAGGAAUCUUGGGAGACGGAGGAUGAGAGGAGAUGGUUUGGUGUGGGCAGAUGUUGAUAGUAGACACUGGGUUUGAGGUAGUUGGGAAGCUCCUCAGUGGCACGGCACUGGGAGUGCAUGAGAUCUGUCCUGGGUACCUUAAGGCUCUCUAUGUUGUGGGGCUGUUUUGGCUGACAUGACUGCAGCAUUGUGUGGCAGUCAGUUGGCAGCCAUGUCUUAUGACAGAUAUGUGUCCAUAUGUAAACCUCUGCAGUAUCCAGCUAGGAUACUUGGACUCGGACUUGUGCACAAACUGCAUUUGGACGGGUAAAUCGGAGUUGAGUCCUCAGAUUUUUAUUUUAUCUUAUGUAAUACACCAUAGUAAUUUGGCAUAAGAUAAUAUCAGUAUUAUAUAAUAAUUACACAAUAAUAUAUUCGGAU